UAGUUUGUCUAAUUCACGAGUUCUUGGUUAUCUAGUACAAACAUGCCUUCAUCUUUUAAUGAUCCACUGAUUUUCCCUUUGCUGACGGCGCAGAUGAACUUCAGAUGCCAAGUCAGAUAUGUUUACAAAUAAACAAGCUAUGUAUUUAUAACUUUAGUUUAUUUUAAAGACCAAACAUUACAACGACAAAGACAAAACAAUUUUGGUUUCAAUUUUAAUCUAUUCACUUGGCGUUAUCAGGUCCGAACAGGUUGUUGACUGAAAUCAGUUUACUAAUUUAGAAACUAAAUAAUCCUGUAAUCAUUCUCCCUAUAGAUGAUAUUCUUAUGUAUAGAUUGCUUCUUGAUAAAGAAAUAUUGCUUGCAUGUAGAAGGACUGUAUACACAACUGCAGAAGCAAUGGAAAACAAGGUUUGCGCUUGCUGGCGUAAUGACUUGGGCUCUGCUUAAUGAAAUCGCUCUCUAAUGCCUCAAAGCUAACUCAGUCGCGUUUCAAAGUGAAAUUAGACGGUACAAUUGUGAUUUUUAACCAGAUUCAGUUGAAAGUCGAUGAAAUCGAUCAGACAUUGUAACUCUUUUUCAAUAAAAUACUACGCUUUGCGACGGACACCCCCGGAAUUCCAAGUCAACACCGGCAAUGAGAUACCAUCGGGGUUAUAGAGUACCCCGAAUCCGAAUCCCCGAUAUCUUAGAGACUAGUAACUGUGUUGCUACAACAAAUGUAGCAAAUUAUGGCUGUGUUUAUUUUGUUCCUUCACUUCCUUGUAAGAUAAAAAAUAUACAUUGCUCAUUUUUCUACAAAAUGGAUGACAAAUCUAUUAAGAUUAGAUCAACGAGAGAGAUCAUUGGACCAAUAUUUUGGAUUAAGCUGGUUGGUCUUGGUAGUGAAAGCGUUGGUAAAACAAGUCUAGUUCGAAGUUUUUGCGACAAAAAGUUUUCAAAGUCGUAUCAUGCAACUGUUGGUGUGGAUUAUGGUUUCAAAAUUCACGAAUUGGAAGGAGUUGAAUAUCGAGUGAAUUUCUGGGACUUUGGAGGUGACCCAGAUUAUGAGUUGAUUCGAACUGAGCUUUAUAGAGAUACACAGGGUUGCAUGCUCAUAUUUGAUGUGACAAGCAGGACAUCUUUUGAGAAACUGGAUGGCUGGCUUGAAGAGUUUUACGACAAUGGUGGAAAAGGAGCUGUUGUCAUUGUUAUCGGUAAUAAGUGCGAUAAACUGAACCGACAGAUCAGUAUUGAGGAGGGGAAGAAAUGGGCUGAGCAGAAUGGUUGCAGUUAUUAUGAAACAUCAGCAGCCUCUAAAUCAGGUGUCAAAGAGUUGUUAAAUGGUCUGUUGACUGCAAUUGUAGAAAGAAGACUUAUAAAACCAAAAUGGAUUGGUGAUGAAAACAAACCGAAAUAGUGUUUUGUAUAAAAGCUUAUUGUAAAUACAUACAUUAACCAAUUGCCAAAUUCUUGUUCCAAGAGCUAAUUUUUAUAGCACCCAGCAACACAAAUGGAGCAAUAUUAAUAUGGCCUGACCUUACUGAAAGCACGACAAGACUAAUGAGAACAAAUUCAAUUAAUUUUAAUAGCUAUUUU
Dendronephthya gigantea is the source of this 1577-nucleotide messenger RNA. RefSeq names its product ras-related protein Rab-13-like. NCBI's taxonomy places the organism in Eukaryota, Metazoa, Cnidaria, Anthozoa, Malacalcyonacea, Nephtheidae. The transcript is spliced from 7 exons. Gene Ontology annotation, molecular function: GTPase activity; GTP binding. The coding region runs from base 637 to 1398 and encodes 253 amino acids. The record is from RefSeq and is a predicted model, not a curated record.